Periophthalmus magnuspinnatus is the source of this 3453-nucleotide messenger RNA. It is a transcript of the gene wnt7aa, whose product is annotated as wingless-type MMTV integration site family, member 7Aa. Gene Ontology annotation, biological process: multicellular organism development; neuron differentiation; canonical Wnt signaling pathway. The coding region runs from base 368 to 1417 and encodes 349 amino acids. Lineage: Eukaryota; Metazoa; Chordata; Actinopteri; Gobiiformes; Gobiidae. Gene Ontology annotation, cellular component: extracellular region. Gene Ontology annotation, molecular function: cytokine activity; frizzled binding. The transcript has 4 exons. The record is from RefSeq and is a predicted model, not a curated record.
CUCAGACCCACGGAGGCAUGUCCCAGAGCAGGUGCGCGCAGGACCACAGCACCACGACACAUCCCAGAGCGCAGCGCGUCCCUCCUGGAGCAGACGGGACAGGACCGAGCGCGCAGUGAGUGAGGACAGACUGCGCACCUGCGGAGAGACCCCACUGCGCCACAACUGCUCCAAAACUGCCCCAAACUGCCCAAAUCCUGCCCCAAUGCCCCGGUUCAGCCUCCCUCGACCGGACCCCGAGCCAAUGACCCCGCCACGAGUCUCCACACAUCAGAAGCUUUGCUGGUUGCUCUCGAGGGGCUUUAUCCACGCCUCGGUCCCGCGGGAUUUUACGCACAAAUAGAAGUUGAGUUGGACGCGCAGCAGCAUGAAGAGGAAAACGCGGCGCUGGAUUUUUCACUUUUUCCUGUGUCUUGGAAUAGUGUAUCUCAAAAUAGGGGGGUUGUCAUCAGUGGUUGCCCUGGGAGCCAGCAUCAUCUGUAACAAAAUCCCCGGCCUGGCUCCGAGACAGAGGACGAUCUGUCAGAGCCGGCCUGAUGCCAUCAUUGUGAUCGGAGAGGGAGUGCAAAUGAGUAUUAACGAGUGCCAGUUUCAGUUCCGCCACAGCCGUUGGAACUGCUCCGCCCUGGGAGAGAGGACGGUGUUCGGCAAAGAGCUUCGAGUGGGCAGUAAAGAGGCGGCGUUUACGUAUGCGCUCAUAUCUGCGGGAGUGGCCCACGCGGUCACAGCGGCCUGCACCCAGGGGGGGAUGAACGGCUGCGGCUGCGACAAGGACAAACAGGGCUUCUACAACCAGGAGGAGGGCUGGAAGUGGGGAGGCUGCUCCGCUGACAUCGACUACGGCCUCAGCUUCUCCAAAGUGUUUGUGGACGCGCGCGAGAUCAAGCAGAACGCACGCACGCUCAUGAAUCUGCACAACAACGAAGUGGGACGGAAGAUGCUGGAGAAGAGCAUGCGUUUGGAGUGUAAGUGUCACGGCGUCUCAGGAUCCUGCACCACUAAGACCUGCUGGACCACGCUCCCGAAGUUCCGUCAGUUGGGAUACAUGCUGAAGGACAAGUACAACCAGGCCGUGCACGUGGAGCCGGUCCGCGCCAGUCGCAACAAAAGACCCACUUUCCUCAAGAUCAAGAAGCCCCACUCUUAUCGAAAACCUCUGGACUCUGAGCUCGUCUACAUCGACAAGUCUCCAAACUACUGCGAGGCCGACCCCCUGAGCGGCAGCAUGGGCACGCAGGGCCGCCUCUGUAAUAAGACGGCUCUGCAGCCCAACAGCUGUGACCUCAUGUGCUGUGGGCGGGGCUACAACACGCACCAGUACUCCCGCGUGUGGCAGUGCAACUGCAAGUUCCUCUGGUGCUGCUACGUCAAGUGUAACACGUGCAGCGAGAGAACUGAGGUCUACACCUGUAAAUAGAAGUAUUUAUUUGUCUACUACACUGUCUCUGUGAGACGAGGCCGGGCGGGCCAGGUGGGUCAGGCGGGCCGGGUGGGCCGCUUUUGCACAGUUUAACCACCACAGCUUCUGAUGAGUCGAUUCAAGCCAGAAAUCAAACCGUUACUGUUCCUGCAUGUGUACUGUAAAUAUACACAUGUACUUACAGUAUACGUGUGUACUGUCAGUAUACACAUGUACUUACAGUAUACGUAUAUACUGUCAGUAUACACAUGUACUUACAGUAUACGUAUAUACUGUCAGUAUACACAUGUACUUACAGUAUACGUGUGUACUGUCAGUAUACACAUGUACUUACAGUAUACAUGUAUACUGUCAGUAUACACAUGUACUUACAGUAUACGUAUAUACUGUCAGUAUACACAUGUACUUACAGUAUACGUAUAUACUGUCAGUAUACACAUGUACUUACAGUAUACAUGUAUACUGUCAGUACACACAUGGACUUACAGUAUACACGUAUAGUAUAAGUACAUAAGUGAGGAGCCUGUCUAAUCCUUCAUAACUGUUUUAAACAGUUGAUUGGAUCCUGGUGCCACAGACCUGCCUGUGUGCAAAAGUCACUAACACCGUGUCACAGAUGAGGUUUAUAUGGCCUCAUGUUGGACUGUAGCUUGUGUUGAUGAGGUCCUCUUGGCCUCAUGUAGUUUGUGUUGAGGUCAGUUUGGCCUCGUGUAGUUUGUGUUGAGGUCAGUUUGGCCUCAUGUAGUUUGUGUUGAGGUCAGUUUGGCCUCGUGUAGUUUGUGUUGAGGUCAGUUUGGCCUCGUGUAGUUUGUGUUGAGGUCAGUUUGGCCUCAUGUAGUUUGCGUUGAGGUCAGUUGAGGGGACAUUUCCUCCGACUUGUUGAUAUUUUACUGAUGCCAAUGGACAUCCUGUGACAGGAGAAAAGUAUUUCAUUUAUAUUUGUAGGUCAGAUGCCACUUCAGCCUCGUCUUUUGGCAAAACUGUGUGAAAUGUUUAUGUCGUAAAUUGUUAUUAUUUAUUGUGUAAAAACUACUGACUAUUUUAAACAUUUCUGUGGGAAAAAUCUGGACUUUAAACGAAGGUUUUUUCCCAUGUUUCUUUAUAAACAUUUGGUUGAUUUGGUGCCACAAAAUUAAAACUAAUCAACUGAUCUCACUGUUUUUAUUGAAAAUUACAACCUGCUGCUAUGUUUGCAGAUAUGUCUCUAAAAGGUUCUGUCCUGUGUCACCUGUGAGUCUCGUUAAGGCCCUUUUCUUUACAUUAUUGGAGUAAAAUCAUUUCCUUUGUCAUUUAUUUACAAAUGAUCGAGGACGUGAGCCCUGAAACUCUCAAACUGACAUGAAAUGGUGAAGUUUGGGCUCAGACUGUUUCCCUCGACAGAUAAACUGCAGAAAUAUUCUAUAUUUUAUACAAAACUAUUGUCAUAUGUCACUCAUCAUUUCCUCUGCUGCUCAAAAGUGAUGGAUUUGUGUUUGGGAAGAAUGUCGUUCAUUUGUUCAGUCAAAAUUAAACUGUCAGAUUUAUUUUUAUUUGCUCAUUUCAUGUGAAACAUUUUAUUUUGUUGAAGUCAAAGACAUUGGAAGUUUGAGUGUUCAUGUUUUCACUUUUUAACCUAAAUAUAAGCCUUAAAAUAACACAUUUAGUUCUAAACCAUAAGUACUUUAUGAACCCAGUGGUUUCUCUGAGGUGUUUCUGUCGUUUAUUUGUUUAUUACAUCAGGUUGAAUCUGUCGCUCUCCCCAGACACAGUCACAUUAUUUUUAUAAAAGUCCUGGUCAGUUUUGGCUCACAGCUAAUUCUUUUGUGCAUGUUGGUUUAUUUUAUUUGAUAGAGUUUAUUUUUAUAUGUUUUAUUUAUUUGAGUGUUUAAGCCUUUAGAAUGUCUCCUGCAGGUCACUGAAGUCAGAUUCACUGUUGUUCUAUCGAUGCAUCAAAGGGAAAGUUCGAUUCAGAGCUGAGGACAGUUAAGUCUUGGACAUAAACUCGGGUUGUCACCGUCUACACUUUGUUUCUCAUCAAAUAAAAAUAAAUGUAC